Molecule: messenger RNA, 1284 nt
Organism: Capsicum annuum
Lineage: Eukaryota; Viridiplantae; Streptophyta; Magnoliopsida; Solanales; Solanaceae
Product: bidirectional sugar transporter SWEET5
Exons: 6
Coding region: 233-943 (236 amino acids)
Biological process (GO): carbohydrate transport
Cellular component (GO): membrane
Molecular function (GO): sugar transmembrane transporter activity
Source: RefSeq, a predicted model, not a curated record
UCAUGUAUAAAUACUUUAACAAUUCGAUGGCUUUCUUUAAUAAUCAAAUAUAUAAUUAUCCAUGCAUACAAAUUGCAAAUGCUAGUUUCGAAUAUACAUUGAGUUUUCAAAUCCAUAUACAAAUUAAAUAGGAUCUUGAUUGAUCUUAAUUAAUUAAUUUUGAAGUUGUAUUCUCAUCUCGUGAUCGUUUUAAUUGAUCUCCUCUUCCAUCAUUAAUCAGAUAUCUAGAUAGAUGGCGAACACGGAGACAAUAAGGACAGUUGUUGGAAUUAUCGGAAAUGUUAUAUCGUUUUUGCUCUUCUUAUCCCCCGUGCCAACGUUCAUAAAAAUAUGGAAAGACAAGAGAGUGAUGCAAUUCAAACCAGAUCCAUAUGUUGUAACUGCAUUGAAUUGUGCAGUUUGGGUAUUUUAUGGAAUGCCAUUUGUUCAUCCUGACAGUCUUCUUGUUGUCACUAUUAAUGGCAUUGGUCUUGUUAUUGAGUUAAUUUAUGUUACCAUCUUCUUUAUCUAUGCUGAAUGGCAAAAACGUAGGAAGAUUCUUAUAUUUUUGGUAGUUGAAUUAAUCAUUUUGGGGAUCAUCAUUUUCAUUACGCUCACUUUCCUUUUUGGGACCAAAGCCAGAUCUAUGCUCGUUGGUAUCGUGGCUGUCGUUAUGAAUAUUGCCAUGUACACUUCGCCCCUCACCGUCAUGCGUCGAGUGAUCAGCACCAAAAGUGUGAAAUUCAUGCCAUUUUAUCUGUCACUUGCAAACUUUGCCAAUGGGUGUAUUUGGUUCGCUUAUGCAUUCCUCAAAUUUGAUGUUUACAUCCUGAUACCUAAUGGCCUGGGAGCAUUAUCUGGAGCAAUUCAGCUACUCCUCUAUGCAAAAUAUUACAAAACCACCAACUGGGACGAUGAUGGAAAGCCGAGUGAAAUUGAAAUUCCAAGGAACCCCACAGCCUAAAAAGGACCGUUCAGUUCACUAAAUCUCCCGCUAUGCGCUGGGUCAAAGAAUAGGUUGGACCACAAGAAUCUAUUAUAUACAACCUUACCUUAUCUAAUUCUCCUAAAAUAUCGCUAUGUUGGAGAUUAGCUCUCCCACUGACCCCCUAAAAUUGAUUUAUUUAUUUUUCUUUUUUUGGCUAUUCUAGAUUAAUUUUAAUUUAGAAUUUAAGGUUAGAUGCACUGAUAGGGCCAGCUUGACUUAACACGUUACGGCAGGUCACUUGGCAUUUUCUACUAGUCGCCGGUGAAGGCUUAUGAGAGAGUUAUCUCAAUGUAAAUAAUACGGUUUAAGCUACUUAA